Molecule: messenger RNA, 458 nt
Organism: Neolamprologus brichardi
Lineage: Eukaryota; Metazoa; Chordata; Actinopteri; Cichliformes; Cichlidae
Source: RefSeq, a predicted model, not a curated record
CUUCCACAGUCAACACCGGAAUCAAAUGGAACAGCUGUAGAUGCUCGUGGUCACCGCCCACUACAAAGGGGUAGGGAGACCUUCACUGGAAAUAGAUAUGCCCCUCCUCCUGUCAGCGGUGGUAGCAGGUAUCGUGGGCGCCCCACUCCUGCUCCAGUUGGUGGCCGACAGAUCCAGGAGAAAGUUGAGCACCCCGAGGCAGGAGGAUGUACAUAUGGUUCAGAGGAGAUGGGUGUUUUGUGUCCCACUGGCUGCGAUCUAAAGACCACGUUGGUGAAGCAAGAGAGAAAUGUCAAGAGGAGCAUUGACGAACUCAAGCCUCAGGUGAAUGAUUUGUCCCAGUCCUCCAACACUGUCUUCAACUACGUCAAUGGCAUUUCCAACUCGCUGAGGGAGAGGCAAAGACUAUCUAACGGUGCGAAAGAAAUUUGCAAUAUAACAUUGAAAAUGUAAAAAAA